Molecule: messenger RNA, 3591 nt
Organism: Peromyscus californicus insignis
Lineage: Eukaryota; Metazoa; Chordata; Mammalia; Rodentia; Cricetidae
Product: contactin-associated protein-like 3
Source: RefSeq, a predicted model, not a curated record
GACCUUGGAGAGCGAAUGGAGGUCACGGCUGUGGCCACCCAGGGGGGAUAUGGGAGUUCUGACUGGGUGACCAACUACCUCCUGAUGUUCAGUGAUGGCGGGAGGAACUGGAAGCAGUAUCAGCAAGAAGAAAGCAUCUGGGGAUUUCCAGGAAACACAAAUGCAGACAGUGUGGUGCAAUACAGACUCCAGCCUCCCUUCCACACCAGGUUCCUGCGCUUCCUCCCCUUAGCCUGGAAUCCCAAGGGCAGGAUUGGGAUGUGGAUAGAAAUAUAUGGGUGUUCUUAUAAAUCUGAGGUGGUUCAUUUUGAUGGACAAAGUUCUCUGCUCUACAAAUUUGAUAAAGGAGCCACAAGACCAAUAAGAGAUGUUAUUUCCUUUAAAUUUAAAGCCAUACAGAACAGUGGGAUUAUAUUCCAUGGAGAAGGACAACAUGGGAAUCGAAUUGUUUUGGAAUUAAUCAAAGGAAAGCUUGUCUUUUAUCUUAGUUCAGGCAAUGGGAACCUGCCCCCCAUUAACGCUAACAUGAACUUCACCCUAGGCAGCCUUCUGGAUGACUGGCACUGGCACUCUGUGCUCAUUUAGUUCUUCAAUGCACAUGUGAACUUCACCUUGGACAAACACAUUCAUCAUGUCCUUGUGAACAAGGAAUCCAGUUACUUGGAUCUUAAUUUUGAGAUCAGCUUUGGAGCAAUUCUGAUACCUGAAAGGCAUUCCCUGACAUUCCCACAUAAAAAUUUUCAUGGAUGUUUAGAAAAUAUUUAUUAUAACGGAGUGAAUAUUAUUAAAUUAGCCAAGAAACAUGAGCCACAAAUCCUAAUUAAGGGAAAUGUGUCCUUCAUGUGUCCACAACCACAGACAGUUCCAGUGACUUUUCUGAGUUCUAAGAGUUAUCUGGCUUUGCCAGGCAAUUUAAGGGAAGAUAAAAUGUCCCUCAUUUUUCAGUUUCGAACGUGGAACAAGGCAGGACAUGUGCUUUUUCGGCAACUGGAGCAUGGUUCAGGAAGUUUGAUCCUCUUUCUUAGGGAUGGAAAACUCAUACUGAGCCUCUCUGAGCCAGGACAACCCCUGUGGAACAACACAACAGGUGCUGUACUGAGUGAUGGGCUGUGGCACUCAGUUUCCUUGUCUGCUAAGGGGAGCCAUCUAAGCCUUGUGGUAGAUGGAGACUCUGCUCAGACUCUGGUGUCUGUGUGGACUCAUUCAAGCAAUACUUACUAUUUUGGAGGCUGUCCCAACAACAACUCUAGCUUUGGAUGUGAAAGUUCUUUUGGAGGCUUCCAGGGCUGCCUGGAGCUCAUUUCUAUUGGUGACAAAGUAGUGGAUCCUAUUUCAAUACAGCAGGGAGUGCUGGGGGGCUUCAGUGAUCUCCAGAUAGAUUCCUGUGGCAUCAUAGACAGGUGUUUGCCUAGCUACUGUGAGCAUGGGGGUGAAUGUGCCCAGUCAUGGGACACCUUCUCCUGUGACUGUGAAGGCACAGGUUACACUGGAGCAACCUGCCAUUCCUCCAUCUACGAACAGUCUUGUGAAGCCCACAGGCACAAAGGGAGACCUUCUGGGGUUUACUACAUUGAUGCAGAUGGAAGUGGACCACUGGCACCAUUCCUUGUGCACUGCAAUAUGACAGAUACAACAUUAACUGUGGUUCAGCACGAGGGGCCUGAUGCAAUGACAGUCAGAGGUGGCCCAGAAGGACGAAUGCAUUCUGCAACCUUCUCCUAUGCUGCCAAUGCAGUACAGCUUCAUGUUGCAGAGCACUGUGAGCAGCGGGUGACUCUACAAUGCAGAACCUCAGGGCUCUCAGAUACAGGAGAUGGAACCUCACUGAGCUGGUGGGUUGGAAGAACCAAUAAACCAUACACUUACUGGGGAGGUUCUCUGCCUGAUGCUCAAAAGUGUACUUGUGGAUUAGAGGGGAACUGCAUUGAUUCUCAAUAUCACUGCAACUGUGAUGCUGACCGGAAUGAAUGGACCAGUGACACAAUGGUCCUUUCCCAUAAAGAGCACCUGCCAGUCACUGAGAUGGUGGUGACAGACACAGGCCGACUACAUUCUGAAGCUGUUUAUACACUGGGACCUCUGAUUUGCCAGGGAGACAAGUCAUUUUGGAAUUCAGCUUCCUUCAACACUGAGGCUUCAUACCUUCAUUUCCCAACUUUCCAUGGAGAGCUCACUGCUGAUGUGCACUUCCUUUUUAAGACUACCGUUUCCUCUGGCGUAUUCAUGGAGAAUCUAGGAAUCACAGACUUCAUCAGAAUAGAGUUGCGUGCUCCCACAGAAGUGACCUUUUCUUUUGAUGUUGGGAAUGGACCUUGUGAGCUCACUGUACAGUCACCCACUCCAUUUAAUGACAACCGGUGGCAUCAUGUGAGGGUAGAAAGGAACAUUAAAGGAGCAUCUCUUCAGGUGGAUCAGCUCCCUCAGAAGAUACAACCCGCACCUGCUGAUGGUCAUGUUCGACUGCAACUCAACAGCCAGCUCUUCAUUGGGGGCACAGCCAGCAGACAGAGGGGCUUCCUGGGCUGUAUCCGGUCUCUGCAGCUGAAUGGAAUGGUGUUGGACCUGGAGGGAAGGGCCACAGUGACACCAGGAGUGGAGCCAGGAUGCUCGGGUCACUGCAGUAGCUAUGGACACCUGUGUCGCAAUGGAGGGAAAUGUCAAGAGAAACACAGAGGGAUUGCUUGUGACUGUGCCCUUUCUGCCUAUGAUGGGCCACUGUGCUCACAUGAGAUUUCUGCAUAUUUUGAAAAUGGCUCCUCAGUGAUCUAUAAUUUUCAAGAACAUUCCACCCUAAGUGACAACACCAGCUCCCUGGCUUCUUCAUUACAUGGGGAUAUCAUACUGUCCAGAGAAACCAUCACACUGAGCUUCCGAACUACACAGACACCAUGCUUAUUGCUUUAUGUGAGCUCUUUCUAUGAGGAAUACCUUUCAGUUAUCUUGGCCAACAAUGGAAGUUUGCAGGUGAGGUACAAGCUGGACAGACAUCAUAAUGCAGAUGCUUUGAACUUUGACCUUAGAAACUUAGCAGAUGGACACUUUCACCAGCUGGUGAUUAAUAGAGAAGAAGCAGUAGUCUCUGUGGAGGUUAACCAGAGUGCAAAGAGACAAGUCAUCUUGUCCUCGGGAACUAAAUUCAAUGCUGUCAAAUCGCUCAUAUUGGGAAAGGUUUUAGAACCACUGGACGCUGACCCUGACACAAGGCAGGCAGCAUCUCAGGGCUUCACCGGCUGCCUCUCUUCGGUGCGAUUUGGCCAGGAAGCCCCAUUGAAGGCUGCGUUGCACCAGGAUGGAGCCAGUGUCACCAUUCAAGGCCCAGUGGCUGCUGCAGCCAAGUGUGCAGACAGCCCUGACUCAGCAGUGCAGGAACUGGCUCCCGGGCCUUCUAUGGGUGCAGGUCCUUCUGGAUCCUCAGAAGACAGACAGCCCCUUCAUAACACGGACAGGAGUGACCCUGGGAUCACUGGAGGAAUAACAGCAGUUGUGAUAUUUAUUUUGCUCUGUGUGUCUGCCAUAACCAUACAUGUUCAUCAGCAGAGAAAGUUACACCAAAAAAAUGAGUCAACGGUCUCAAAAACUGAAGAGUUCUAG